AUGCUGCGGUGUACAGCCACUCCAAGAAUUCUACGCAAUGGUGCACCCAUAGUUCAAAAGAGGAACAUCAUGGGCUUUGUUAGGAACGCCCUAGGGCUAGACCCUCCUCCCUCCCCAGACGAGCCCACACCUGCGAAUCGCUUUCACCCUUGGGAUCAAUCUCCAUCGCCCGACUUGAGAGAAAGAGCUGCCACCAUACGAGCCAUGGCAAAAUGCCCGGUAACAGGCCAGGAGAUCAACUACACUUGUCCGAUAUCUGGUAUCCCCACGCACCACUCGCGUGAAGCCUGGGAAAAUGACGUGGCCUACCAGGAGUCAACGAAACCUGAAAUUCUGAAGAAAGUGAAUAUCUACGAACACGAUCUGAGGUCCGGCAGGCCGUUCCCCGAGUUCGAUUUCCCAUUAGAUCAGGACUUCGACCGCAUGGUCAAUCUUACAAACUGGGACCUAUUCUUUUAUACGCGUGGGUUUUACUCCAUGGACACCGAAUUCCAACUGGCUGCGGUCACCAAGAUGCUGAGUUACCCUGUCACUAUCGGCUCGGUGCUACACCAGUUUUCUCCCUAUUCGUUGAAUCCCAAGGGCCCCAUAACGCUAGAGGGCUUGAAGUCGCUCGCUGCCUUGCGUUACACUUUGUACCCUGAGCAAAACCGUAGGGUCUCAUCUUCCACCAAAAACAGUCCUCUUCGAAUUUUCAUAUUGGGCGCUAGAGCAGAAGCCCAACUACCUGGUCAUGUUUGGAAACAGUUACAGUAUAUGUUCCCUGAAACGCAGAUGGAACUCCAUUUCGUGGGUCCUGAGUCACAUUUUGAUAGAAACAAGCGCGAAUAUGUGAAUUCUUCGGCUCCAAUAAUUCGCAGAGUGGAUGAGACUUUGAGUUUCGUAUACCAUACCGACUAUUUCCAUGUGUUUCACGAAGCUCAGGACUUCUUCCCUUACGAUCCUUACACGGAUAUUUUCUUCUGUUUCCAUCCCGGCUUCGCAGCUCCCGAAUCCAAGGAAAACUGGAUGGGGAAAACCAUGGAAGCUCUGUUAGAGACCAAAUGUGCCAUUUUCACUACUGGGUUCAACGAAGCGGACCUGAAACGCGACAUGGACGCCGUUGUGGGGGCCUACGGUAAAGAGGUCGACAUGUUGAUGGAACCUAGCAAAAAUGUUUUUGGCAGUACUAAGUGGGAGCUCAAUGACGUGAAUCCACAACAAGUGUAUCAAUUCAACAUGUACAUGGCCGGUUUUAGAGGUAAACGGUACCAUGCCAUCGAAGUAUGA
Molecule: messenger RNA, 1269 nt
Organism: Lachancea dasiensis
Lineage: Eukaryota; Fungi; Ascomycota; Saccharomycetes; Saccharomycetales; Saccharomycetaceae
Source: the annotation of a GenBank genome assembly